Molecule: messenger RNA, 2954 nt
Organism: Carassius carassius (crucian carp)
Lineage: Eukaryota; Metazoa; Chordata; Actinopteri; Cypriniformes; Cyprinidae
Product: PDZ domain-containing protein 4-like
Exons: 7
Coding region: 50-2626 (858 amino acids)
Molecular function (GO): protein binding
Source: RefSeq, a predicted model, not a curated record
UGAUCUGAGAAGGUUCGUGGCCUGAAGGUGUCAGGGUUCAGACGUCAGGAUGGGGUGUAACAUGUGCCUGGUGCAGAAGCCCGAGGAGCAGUACAGGGUCAUGUUCCAGGUGAACAGAGACUUGACUGGACUCUCUCCGGAGCAGAGCCUGCAUGCGCUGCGCUGCCGAAGGAGCAUGAGUUGGGGUCCGAGGAGGAAAGCAGCCGGACCUGGAGCUGCUGGAGGGACGGCGGUAAUGACUGACUGUGUGGACAGCGGGACGCAGACAGAUAUCAGCUUCCAGCACAUGGUGACAUUAGGCAGACCCGUCCAUCACAACAGACCACCGUCACCUCCAUCCCCUCCGCUGCCGCCCAUCCCAGAGCCAUGCCUCUUCAGCCAGCUUCCUGCUGAAGACCAUGUGUACUACGACCCAACGGACUACUUUGACAUCAGUCAACAUGAGGUGGACAGACAAGAUGUCCUGGAGUAUGAGGAGGUGGAACUGUAUAAGUCCUCUCAGCAAGAUAAACUGGGUUUAAUGGUGUGUUAUCGCACUGACGAUGAAGAGGAUCUGGGUAUCUAUGUGGGUGAGGUCAACCCUAAUAGCAUUGCUGCUAAAGAUGGCCGAAUCCGUGAGGGAGACCGAAUACUGCAGAUAAAUGGGAUGGAUGUGCAGAACAGAGAGGAAGCAGUGGCCAUCCUGACCAGAGAGGACAGCACCAACAUCUCUCUGCUACUGGCACGACCAGAUAUUGAGAAUGAGGCUGAUGAUCUGGAUUUGGAGUUGGGCAUGGGCAUGGGCCUGGAUCUAGAAGACUUGGAAAAUGUCUAUAACUCACCCAGCCCUCAUCACCGAAGGGAAACUAGCUCUUUGCUGAGCGACAUCAGUGGGAUCCGAGCUGCUCGGCCCAACUUGUGGCACACAAACAGCCAGGAGCUGGACAGCGGGGUGGGUCGUACAGAUGAAAGUACACGCUGUGAAGAGUCCUCCGAGCUGGCCGAUGAUGCCACCAGCGCAUGCACGACCAAUGCCACCAAUACACCCGGCAGCUUGCGCAAGUUCCGCGCUGCUCAGCACGGAUGGGAAUACAUCCACUACAGCAACGACUCGCUGCUGGGGCCAGAUGGGGUGGGAGCGGUGGAUCAAGGUGCUCCUGAAUCACUGGGCUCGGUGACCAGCAGAACACUGAUGCCUGGGUUAACUGAAGAGGAAUAUGAACGUUACCGAGAGCUACUGGAGAUCCGCUGCCUUUACGAGAAGAACGGAAAUGCACUUUUCCUUUUGGAUGGAAGGAACCAUGGUGGAGGAGGAGGUGGUGAUUUUGCAGGAGCAGGUGUUCCUGUAGACAUGAAUUGUAACGAGAGCCUGAUGCAACAUGAGAUUGCUCUUCUAGAUGAGGAAAUACGUCACCUGGAGUUUAAGUGGCGCAAUGUUUUGCGGGCUCAAAAGAUGCAACAGUUGCGGCAACGCUGCCUAAAGGUCUGGCCAGCUGACGAAGAGGACGAUGAAGAAAAAGGAGCAAAGGCCAGGUGUGGAGGUGCUGAGGCGAUCCACCAUGACCUGUCGGAUAUCAACGAGAUCCCAGAAAGGGAACGCUCUGAUAAGGAGAGUACAAGCGCUUAUAAUACCGGCGGGGAAAGUUGCAGAAGCACACCUUUGGCAAGUGAACGACACCCUUCACUGUCUGCGGCUGGAGAUUCCAGUGCCUCUGCAACCAUGCGACCCCGGACGCCCCGUCACAGAACAAGCACAAGUAGGGAUAAGAAUCUAAACCUACCAUCAGAUGCCAAGAAAAAGAGUGAAGAAACAGCGGACAACAAAAACUCUACUCCAGCAAGGCUUCGGUCGUUAUCCCGGAAUGGCGGGAGUAGUAGAAAGGGCUUGGAUGGAGCACGAAGGGGGUCCCAUGCAAAUGGGACUCUCAGUACAGGGAUCGUGAAAGGUGGAAGGAGUGCAGAAAACAGUCCGUACUUGUCCCGUCGCCGCUGCAGUAGCAUGCUGCCUCAACGCUACCAGAGUUGCAUGCAGUUGAAGGACGUGUCUUUAAACGACAGUCCAGAAUUAAGGGAUGCCAAUGAAAAGGUUCCUUCUCACUCCAAUACCAUAACUUGUCUAAACAGAGACUCCACAGCUGCUCUUGCAACUUCUUUGAUUAUAUCUCCUUCACUGCCUACAUCUUCACCUCGAAUGGAGUGGAAGGUAAAGAUCCGCAGCGACGGCUCACGUUAUGUCGCUAAACGUCCGGUAAGAGACCGUUUGCUAAAGGCUCGUGCCAUGAAGAUUCGAGAAGAGCGCAGUGGGAUGACCACGGACGAUGAUGCGGUCAGUGAAAUGAAGAUGGGACGCUAUUGGAGCAAGGAGGAGCGUAAGCAGCAGCUGCUGAGAGCUCGCGAGCAACGGCGACGCCGUGAGUUCAUGAUGCAGAGCCGACUGGACUUCAUGCGGGAGAAAGAGAAGGAACAAGACUCUGGACCUCAAGGACAGGCUUCUAUACUUGAGCUGAGCCAGAAAAAGAGUAUGAAGAAACGCAGCCGACGCAUCCUGGACAACUGGAUCACCAUUCAGGAGCUGCUGGCACAUGGGACCUGUUCUGUAGAUGGGAAGAAAGUCUACAACCCUUUGCUAUCAGUGACCACGGUUUAAUAAAUGAUGUGAAAUGAGACCAAAAAGAUAUUUGAAUUACAACGUUUACCAAUUAUUUGGGGUUCUCUGACAAAAAUGCCUAGUAGUCAAGAAACGAUGAAUAUAAAUGUACAAGACAAAGGCUAAUUGCAAAUGAAUGUACAUUUUUCAUAAUUAACAUGAACUCUGGGAGCAGCUCUCUGUUCCUAUACAGGUGCUGGUCAAAGUUUAUUUAUUUCACUAAUUCCAUUCAAAAAGUGAAACUUCUAUAUAAUAUUUAUUCAUUACACACAGACUGAUUUAUUUAAAAAGUUUAUUUCUUUUAAUUUUGAUGAUUAUAACUGACAAC